Molecule: messenger RNA, 1814 nt
Organism: Elaeis guineensis (African oil palm)
Lineage: Eukaryota; Viridiplantae; Streptophyta; Magnoliopsida; Arecales; Arecaceae
Source: RefSeq, a predicted model, not a curated record
CAUGCUAAAUUGUUUUCUUUUUCACUCACUUUUGGCGUAGCAUAAUUUUAGUAGGAAAAAAAAAAGUCUGCCAUCCGUUGGCCAAGCCCAUGAGCCACCACUCCGACGAGCUGCGCUCACCCGGCGCCCUCGGAGGGAAGACGGCCCACGCCUGCGACGGCUGCCUCCGUCGCCGAGCCCGGUGGUACUGCGCUGCCGACGACGCCUUCCUCUGCAUGGCCUGCGAUGCCUCCGUCCACUCCGCCAACACCCUCGCCCUCCGCCACCACCGCCUCCGCCUCCAAACCUCCUCCUCCUCUCCUCCUUUAUCCUCUAAUUUCGACGAUGCACUCCCGCCUUGGCUCCACGGCUUCAAGCGCAGGGCCCGCACGCCACGCGUCAAGCCAUCGCCGGCCGGACCCCCGAAGUUAGAGCCACUUGUGCCGGACCUCGAGGCAGAUGAGAAGCUUUAUGCUGAGGAGGAGCACCUUCUCCACCGCGUGCCCAUCUUCGACCCCGUCCUCGCCGAAUUCUUCUCCCCACCGGCAAUCAAUGACGCCGACACUCUCACCGACGAGGCAAAGCCGGUGGCGCAGCUACCAGAGCAUGCACACGUUCCUGCACCGGCUGCUGCUGCUGGCAGUCUCGCUGGGUUUCAGCCAUCCGACCUGGACCUCGACGAGUUUGCAGCCAACGUCGAGACGCUCCUCGGUCGAGGGCUCGAUGACGGCACGUUCUGCAUAGACGCGUUGGGCCUCAUAGAUUCAGCAAAGGAUGACGACAAAGGCCGAGUGAAGGUGGAGCUAGACAUCGAUGCGGGUGGCGGGAGCGACGUCGUGGCCUGCAACACAGAUAUGGAGAUCGAUCUUUCUACGGAGACGCUCGACAUCGACUUCGGCCGCCGGUUGCGAGGGGAGGAACAUGAAGAGCAGAAAGUUGCAGAAGAGGCAGCCAUGGCAUCAGGAGGUGGUGGCGGAGUGGAGAGAGCAGCGGCAGGGAGGGGGAUGAUGCUGAGGCUGGACUAUGAGGCGGUCAUCGCCGCCUGGUCUUGUAACGGCUGCUCGCCAUGGACCGACGGGGAGCGGCCUCAAUUCAACCUGGACGACUUCAUGAUGAUGAUGUGGAGCGGCGGCAGUGUUCGAGAAGGGGGUGGUUGGAAGGUGGCGCCGGUGUACGGAGAGGUGGGGAUGGCGGCGGGAAACGGAGGGAGGGAGGCGAGGGUGACGAGGUACCGGGAGAAGCGGAGGACGAGGCUGUUCUCGAAGAAGAUCCGGUACGAGGUGCGGAAGCUCAAUGCGGAGAAGCGGCCACGGAUGAAGGGCCGCUUCGUGAAGCGCGCGGCGUUCCCGGCCGCGAGGCCUGCGGCAGCUCCCUUCACUUUUGACAACGACUCUGGGGAGCAAAACGCUUGCAAAGGAGUGGCAAUGCAGUACUCGUAGCAGUGCCUCGCUAUUCCCACAGUAAAACUCUGGAAAUAUCGUCCUUUUUAUUUUUUUUAUUUCGAUACAAGCAGGUGCUCACAUCAAUUUAAUACGAAAAUAUUCUCAAGAGAUCAAAAAAUAAAACAUCUAAUAAAAUUUAUGAAUAAUUCUGAUCCUGAAGUCAAAUCCGAUCAUCAAUGUACUCGAUCACAUACGAGAUGAUUCAAUCAGCGAUGUAAUUUGCCUCUCAAAAAAUAAGCUGAGCAGACACUGCUUUCAUUCAGUACGCUUUUUAUUCACUUUCUUUUCAAAUUUACUGUUUUUAUAAUUUUUAAUUCUGUAAAAUAUGUGGGCCUAUUUAUAUAUGCGUCUAAACCUUGGUCAGAUGCGGCUGACCAUGUCUAGCUUUUUGCU